Dovyalis caffra is the source of this 2700-nucleotide messenger RNA. Lineage: Eukaryota; Viridiplantae; Streptophyta; Magnoliopsida; Malpighiales; Salicaceae. The record is from the annotation of a GenBank genome assembly.
AUGAGGUUAUAUGUUUAUGUCUUGCAAGCCGAAGACUUGCCUGUGAAGAACACUUACGUUAAACUUCAGGUUGGUAAACACAAGUCCAGGACUAGAGUUUCCAGAAACAGCUCAAACCCUGUUUGGAAUGAGGAGUUUGUUUUCAGGGUUCAUAGUAAUAAUGAUCAACAAGAGUUGGUUGUGUCUGUCUUUAAUCAUGAUGAUGAUGAAGAUUUUGGCAGCUUGUUUAAUGGCUCUGGAGAGUUAGUGGGUGUGGUUCAGAUUCCUGUUUGGUCUGUUGUAGCAGAGCCGAAUCAGACCUUGCGAUCUACUUGGUUCUCUCUUGAAAAGCCCAUGACCGUAAAGUUCAUCGAUAUGGACUGUGGGAAAAUUCUGCUCGGUCUCUGCCUAUGCAGAAAACGUGACAAUUCUUUGGCUUACCGCUUCGUUUACGCAAACCCAAAUGUCAAUGAGGACUAUAAAGAAUCUGAAGGCCCAUGUGUAUCAUCUCAUGGUAUGCAUUGCUAUAAAGCUCCAUGUGUAAAGAUAGCAGAAGGGAAGAAGUUAAUGAAGACCAUCGUGAGCCGUUUGGAGAGGGUUUUCAAUAAGCAUGAGGAAAAUUCAAGAACGGAUGAUUCUUCAGAGCUAGCUAGUGCUUCUUCUGAUUUUGAGGAUUGUGAACAUUCAUCCAGUUGUAGUUUUGAAGAAGCAAUGGAGAUCAUGUGUUCAAGAGAUAAUGAACAAGAAAUGCCGGAGAACCUCCAGGGUGGUAUUCUUCUUGAUAGGAUAUAUGUUGCACCCUCGUGGGAUCUCAAUAUGUUUCUUUUUGCACCCAAUUCACAGUUUCGGAAGAACCUGGCAGAGAUUCAGGGAACAAAAGAUGUUGAAAAGGGGCUUGGACUUGGAAAUCAGCGAACAUUUAAGGCUGUUAAAGCUACCGAGGAGCAAACUUAUGUAAAAGCGGAUGCAAAGGAAUUUGCUGUUUUGACAAAUGUUAGCACGCCAGAAGUUCCAUAUGGAAAUACAUUCAACAUUGAGUUGCUAUACAAGAUAUUUCCUGGUCCAGAAAUAUCUUCAGGAGAAGCAUCUUCCCACCUCUUGAUAUCAUGGGGAAUAAAUUUCUGUAAAAGCACAAUGAUGAAAGGUAUGAUUGAAGGAGGAGCGAGGCAGGGACUGAAAGAGAGUUUUGAUCAGUUUGCCAACUUGUUGGCUCAGAAUUUUAAGACAGUGCAUUCUAUGGAUUUAUUGAACAAGGACCAUAUGCUGGCAACAUUGGAAGCAGAACACCAGUCAGACUGGCAAUUGGCAUCAGAUUACUUCUGGAAUUUUACUGUUGUGUCCACCAUUUUUAUGAUUUUAUAUGUAGUUGUGCAUAUUCAUUUCUGUGAGCCAAGCAAAGUUCAAGGUUUGGAAUUUAUUGGUCUUGAUUUGCCAGAUAGUUUUGGACAGCUCAUCACUUGUGCAAUUAUAGUCAUUCAAUUGGAACGUGCAACUAACAUGGUGAAACACUUCAUACAAGCUAGGCUUCGAAAAGUGAUCAUGGGGUCAAAGCCCAAGGUGAAGGAUGGGUUCUUACUAGAGUUUAAUAAUUAUAUGUGCAAAACAAUGUUGAAGCUAUAUAAUGCAGAAAUACUAGAGUUUGAUGCAAUGGAUGAACCACCCUCAGUUCUUGAUGUGGAAGUUUUUGAUUUUGACGGUCCAUUUGACCAGGCCACCUCACUUGGGCAUGCUAAGAUAAUUUUUUUGAAGCAUACAUCAACUGAACUAGCAGACAUGUGGAUCACCCUCGAGGGAAGGCUUGCUCAAUCUUCUCAUUCAAAGCUACAUUUGCGAAUAUUUAUAGACAAUGACAAAGGUGUUGAAACUGUUAAGGAGUACUUAACAAAGAUGGAGAAGGAAGUUGGGAAGAAGUUGAACUUACAAUCACCUCACAGGAAUUCGAUAUUCCAGAAAUUGUUUGGGUUGCCACCAGAAGAAUUUCUCAUCAAUGAUUUUACAUGCCACCUGAAGAGGAAAAUGCCUUUGCAGGAUAUUGAAGACAUCCAAGUGCAAUCUUCAUCGCUAUCAUCUGUGGGUAGUCCUUCUCUGGCCAUAGUUCUGCGAAAGGGCAGAGGUCUUGAUGCUAGACGUUGGGCGAAAUCACAAGAUGAAGAAGGCAGGCAAAGAUACUACUUUCAAUCAUUUGUUUCAUUCAAUGUCGCCAGCAGGACAAUCAUGGCCUUGUGGAAAACGAAAACAACGAUCCCUGAACAUAAAGCACAAAUUGCUGAAGAACAGCAACUGGAUCAAGAAAAAGGUUCCAUCAUGCUUGAAGACUAUGGAUACUUUCUGGAUGCUGAAUAUGUAAAUAUGCCCAACAUCUACUCUGCUGAACUUCCUGUUAGUGUAGAAUCACUGAUGGAAAUGUUUGAUGGAGGAAAGUUGGAGCACAAAAUCAUGGAAAAAUCUGGACGUCUUAAUUAUGCAAUUACUGCAUGGGAAUCAGUAAAGGCUGGAGUUCUUGAACGGCAUCUAUCGUACAGAUUCAAACGACAGAUUUCAAUCUUUGGAGGGGAAGUCACCUGCACACAACGUAAAUCUCCGCUUGCAAACGAAAAAGGGUGGAUUGUUAAAGAGCUCAUGGUGCUACAUGAUGUCCCAUUUGCUGACCACUUCCAUUCUGAAAUCCGUGACAAGAACUUUGAAUUUGGGCACUCUUUAGACUUGAUCAUGAGUGUAUGA